Messenger RNA from Protopolystoma xenopodis, 258 nucleotides. The record is from the annotation of a GenBank genome assembly. Lineage: Eukaryota; Metazoa; Platyhelminthes; Monogenea; Polystomatidea; Polystomatidae.
AUGAAUAUCUAUAUUUGCGUAACUGUUUCUAAUCAACAGUACAUUUUUUCACUAAUCACAGCAGAGGAGCAGCGAGUCACUGCGGCCUCAGCCGAGUCUGAGGCUGCCUUGAGGCGCCAAUUUGCCAAAUCCGAAACACAGAGGGCAGAAUACGAAACUGAACUGGCUGAGCUCACCAAACAGCGUGACAACCUUCUUUCCCAGCUAUCUGAUAAAGAUUUAAAGCUUAAGGAACUGCAACAGAAAGAUAUUGAGUAA